UCCUCCUUUAAAUAUAAUACGCCUGGAAACUCUGCAGACCAUGGCAUUUUCUGCCAUUUACUUUUUGGAUAACAAAGGACAGGUUCUCAUCUCCCGCAAUUAUCGAGGGAAUGUUGCAAUGUUGAUGAUUGAGAAUUUCAUGCCUUUACUUCUAAGCAAGGAGGACAAUGGGUCCUUAAGCCCAAUUUUGCAGCAAGACGAUGUCUAUUUUUUGUGGAUUAAAUACAAAAAUAUUUACAUGGUAUCUACAGUGAAGAGAAACACCAACAUUUCAUUAUCUUUUGCAUUCCUUUACAAAGUUAAACAGAUCUUCAUCGAGUACUUUGGAGAUCUUGAACAAGAGAGUAUACAGGACAAUUUUAUUCUAAUGUACGAGCUUCUUGAUGAAAUUAUGGACUUUGGUUACCCCCAGAUCACUGAGACAGCCAUAUUGCAGGAAUACAUUACACAGGAAGGUUAUAAAUUGCAGCAGGGAGCACCUAGACCUCCAGCUGCUGUCACCAAUGCAGUAUCCUGGAGAUCUGAAGGAAUCAAGUAUCGGAAGAAUGAACUUUUCAUGGAUGUCAUUGAGUCUAUUAACUUCCUGGUUAAUGCUCGUGGCUCUGUUGUUCACAGUGAGAUUUUGGGACAGAUUCUGCUGAACUGCUGUUUGAGUGGGAUGCCAGAAGUCACUUUGUGUUUCAAUGACAAUGCUCUUUUCAACCAGAACCAAAGAGGAAAUGCUAAUGUAGUGGACUUUGAGGACACAAAAUUUCAUUCUUGUGUACGGCUGUCUCGCUUUGAAAAUGAACGUGUCAUCUCCUUCAUCCCACCAGACAAGGAAUUUGAGCUGAUGUCAUAUCGAGUCACCAAUCGAGUCCAACCAUACCUACUUGUUGAAGCAAAUGUGCAGCGAUACACACACAGCAGAAUAGAAAUCACAGCAAAGGUUAAAGGAAAGUUUAAAGAGCGUCUGACUGCUACAGAUGUUGCCAUCAUCAUUCCUGUCCCCACCGAUGCCUCGUCUCCAAAAUUCAGCACAACUAAAGGUUGCAUAGAAUGGGUACCUGAGGACAGUGUUAUCAUCUGGUCUAUAAAUUCUAUUCAGGGAGGAAAAGAAUUUAUGAUGAAGGCCCAUCUGGGACUGCCAAGUGUCGAGGCAGAAGAACCUGAAGCAAAACCUCCAAUCAGAGUAAAGUUCAAAAUCCAAUACCUAGCAGCAUCAGGAUUGCAGAUCAAGUACGUACGAAUAAUUGAAAAGUCCACUUAUCAGGCAAUAUCCUGGGUCAGAUGCCUAACAAAAAGUGGAGAUUUCGAAAUUCGGAUUUGAAGUUUUCUACUUCUAAAUUCCACUUUGAGCAGAGGAUUUUAACUGUGAACAUCAUUCAUAAGAUUUCAAUAAAACAUGAGUUCUGGUGUCCCAAAUUGCAUGAAAUGAUUUGCUCAAGACUGAAGUGUACAGUAUAUUCACAAUUCCAGCUGAAGAUUUUUAAAAAUUUUGGACUGAAACAGGAAUUAAUGAGUAAUGGUAGUCACUUUUAUUAAAGAAAAGUCAGAAUUGUUCAUUUGAAUCCAUUUUAUGCCUUGUGAUUUUGUUUAGAAUAUGUAUUGUGGGGUAAGAUUAGAACUAGCCACUCAUGCAACCAGUUCUUAUCUACACUAUAUUAAAUUGUUUUAUGCCAUCAGAGGCAUUAUU
Molecule: messenger RNA, 1675 nt
Organism: Rhincodon typus (whale shark)
Lineage: Eukaryota; Metazoa; Chordata; Chondrichthyes; Orectolobiformes; Rhincodontidae
Product: AP-1 complex subunit mu-1-like
Exons: 12
Coding region: 41-1309 (422 amino acids)
Biological process (GO): intracellular protein transport; vesicle-mediated transport
Cellular component (GO): clathrin-coated vesicle; clathrin adaptor complex
Molecular function (GO): clathrin-cargo adaptor activity
Source: RefSeq, a predicted model, not a curated record